AUUUGGUGAACAUGUAUUCACUAAUGGAAGUAUGAAUAGCCUCGCUCAAAAUGCCUGACAAAUAAUACCAAACAGGCUGACUGCUGAGAGACGGACAGCCAGGUUGUAUAGAAGAUUAAUUGACUUCGCCACAAUUAUCCCAGGAAAUGGUGCCAAAGAGUGGUGAUAAACACGGCACAAGUUUUGAUUGAGUGAAAGUUAGGGAACGGGGUUAGUUCCAAUUGGCCGACAACCAAAUAAGAAAGAGGGAGGAACUCCGUUCCUUUAAAAAGACUGACCAGUCAUUCCCAUUAUUAUUACCCUUCGACCGUGUUGUAUUGUGCCUUAAUGACUGCAAUAAACUUCAGAUCUACACAUUUAGCCUCUUGGGUGUGUAAUUGUGAGAGAGUGGCUGGUUUUCGCCGCGACACUUGCUAGCUUUUACGUUCAAUCAACGGAGUCCGCACAGUCAUGACAGCGACUGCCCUACGGGCACAAAUUAACUGGUGGCGGGGUUGUCAGAGGGCUUACGACCGGACAGGCUACCAGUACUUCCACACGACCAACCAAACUGCUUCCAAGGAGCAUGUGAAGAUUCUUGUGCUUGGAGGAGGAAGUGGAGGUGUCGCAAUGGGUGCCCGCAUGAAACGGAAAGUUGGAGCCGAGAAUGUUGCUAUAGUGGAGCCAAGUGAGAUGCAUUACUACCAGCCCAUAUGGACGUUAGUGGGUGCAGGGGCGAAAAGCGUGGAGUCAUCCGGCCGGCCCACGGCGAGUGUUAUCCCCUCUGGCGUGAAGUGGGUAAAAUCCAGAGUGACGGAGGUUAACCCCGACACGAAUUCUGUUCGGACAGACAGUGGGAAAGAGAUUUCCUACAAGUAUCUCAUUGUGGCCCUUGGCCUUCAACUUCACUUUGAGAAGAUUAAAGGUCUUCCAGAAGGGUUUGAACACCCCAAGAUUGGCUCCAAUUACUCAGUAAAGACAGUGCAGAAGACCUGGAAAGCCCUUCAAGACUUUAAGGAGGGCAAUGCUGUCUUCUCCUUCCCCAACACACCAGUGAAGUGUCCUGGAGCUCCACAGAAGAUCAUGUACCUGACUGAUGCAUUCCUGAGAAAGACUGGGAAGAGGUCAAAUGCAAACAUUGUGUACAACACCUCUUUGCCCGUUUUGUUUGGGGUUAAGAAGUACGCAGACUCUCUCUGGGAAGUCGUGAAGGCUCGAGACCUGACUGUAAAUCUCAGACACAACCUCAUCGAAGUCAGGGCCGAUAAGCAGGAAGCCGUGUUUGAGAACCUGGACAAACCUGGAGAGACAAACGUUUUCAAGUAUGAGAUGCUGCACGUGACUCCCCCGAUGGGUCCCCCUGACGUCCUGAAGGGCUCUCCGCUGGCCGACGAGGCCGGCUGGCUCAACCUCAAUAAGGAGACGCUUCAGCACAAUGUCUACCCCAAUGUGUUUGGAAUCGGAGACUGCACCAAUCUGCCAACUCCAAAAACAGCAGCGGCUGUGGCUGCCCAGUCUGGUGUGCUUGACAGAAAUAUCACCAGAAUAAUGAAGAAGAGCCAGCCUGAUAAAACGUAUGAUGGCUACACCUCGUGCCCUCUUGUAACCAGCUACAACACAGUCAUCCUGGCUGAGUUUGACUACAAUGGGCAGCCUCUGGAGACCUUCCCCCUGGACCAGAGUAAGGAACGGAGGAUCAUGUACUACAUGAAGGCGGACGUCAUGCCUCACCUGUACUGGCACGGCCUGCUCAGGGGUCUGUGGGGUGGACCAGGACCAUAUCGCACCCUCAUGCACUUGGGAAUGAAGUAGUUUGCCAGAGACCCAGCGAGAGAUUUUAUACUCUGAAAACUAAGGUCUCUUUUUACCUUCCUAAUAUAUAAGAGCUUAACAAACCAAAUACAUUCACUUGAGCCAUUGAACACAUGGCUGGAUACAUAUAAUUUUUUGCCUCUGAUUGUGUGUUAAUAUGUGCUAACAAACAUUUUCACUGUGAUUGUAUAUGGCUACAUGGUGAGCAGCCAAAUCAGACCUUGCAACUUCAUUAUGAGGGUAUAGUUAGUGAUGGUCAGUGAUUCUGGGAGAUGUGGUGGUGGUGGCUGGGUCACAUGAUGAUUAAAGGACAGCCACACUGAAGGACACACUAAGGGAUGCUUAAAGGACAAUCACACUGAACAACACUAAAGGAUGUUUAAAGGACAAUCACACUGAACGACACUAAAGGAUGUUUAAAGGACAAUCACACUGAACGACACUAAAGAAUGUUUAAAGGACAAUCACACUGAACGACACUAAAGAAUGUUUAAAGGCCAAUCACACUGAACGACACUAAAGAAUGUUUAAAGGACAAUCACACUGAUCCUCCCCAGUCCCACCUUUCUUGACUUCCUGCUGACCGUUGUACUUGAAUCUUGUUCUGAUAUUUUGUUCAAAUAGUUGGAUUGAUGGCCAGUCGUUGUGCUUGCUUUAACUGUUUUUUUUACAAAAUGCUCUUCAAGUGUUAAAGAAAAUCACUCACAUUUACAUUUACAUAACAACAUUUACACAGAUUUCUUAAAAAAAGCAAACUGCUUUACUACUUGACCCUGCGCUCCAAUCACAGCUCUGCCAACUGUGAAAUCCCACACUUUCAUCGUUUGUCGAGGAUUGGAGAGACUGUGGACGGAAGGCCUGUCUACAGACCUACAGAAGUCUUCUUCCUGUUCGAAACGCCACCCUUUUAUCUUCCUCUUCGUGAAGAAGUCGGGAGUGAUAUUCCAAAGUCUGAGUUUGUUUGUUUGUUUGUUUGUUUGUUUGUUUUUUCAUUUCAGUCAAAGGGGGGUCUGUCAUGAAAGGUUUGGGGGCCACUGCUCAUGAACAGAAACAAAGCUGAGAUGGGCUGUCACCAAGAUAAGAGCCCCUCUGUCCUACUGCAGUCAGGGUACACAUAUGCCAGCAGAUUCACAUCACUUUGUUUAGUUCAUCACUGGCUAUGACCUCUGGUUCACACUUAUGAAACAGUACACUCAAAUGCUUAGGAAGUUGUUCAAGUGUUGGGUGUCCAGUAUGCCAUUAACACCCUGUCCGGUGGAGUCCUAUCCUAUGGCAUUGACACACACAAUGAGCAUGUCUGCUCAGCAAAUGGUUUGGUCACUGUAGAAGUGAAACUGCUUGGGAAAUAGCCUCAAUUAGGCAUGUGAUUGUUCCUACUCGUAUUUAAGCAGAAUUCCCUCAGUCAUCUGGCCUUCCAAGACUAGUGACACUCAACAUCUUUAUCAUGAUAGCUUUUUGAUUAAAAAACAAACAAACACAUACCUGUUGCUCAAGUGUAUGUUGAUAUGUGCUGAUAUGAUGAUAUGAUUCGUUUCCAAUGUUAGUUGUCAUUUAAUUUUAAUAAAAUUUUUGCUCAGGGUC
Molecule: messenger RNA, 3372 nt
Organism: Clupea harengus (Atlantic herring)
Lineage: Eukaryota; Metazoa; Chordata; Actinopteri; Clupeiformes; Clupeidae
Gene: sqor
Product: sulfide quinone oxidoreductase
Cellular component (GO): mitochondrion
Molecular function (GO): FAD binding; sulfide:quinone oxidoreductase activity
Source: RefSeq, a predicted model, not a curated record